Messenger RNA from Brenthis ino (lesser marbled fritillary), 366 nucleotides. The record is from the annotation of a GenBank genome assembly. Lineage: Eukaryota; Metazoa; Arthropoda; Insecta; Lepidoptera; Nymphalidae.
AUGGAUACGGUAGUCAAGAGUAUGUUGGAUGAAGAUCCUAAAGAAGAGAAGGAAGGUUUGGUUAUAUUUGGAAGAGAUAUCUCCAAAAUUCCUUGUUUUCGUGAAAGUUUCAUGUAUGGGAUAGCAUCAGGAAUAGGAGUGGGCCUAGCUUCAUUUAUAAAAACUUCAAAGCCUUUGAUGUCUCAGCAUGUUGGUGUUGGCACAUUUGCUAUAACAACUUUAGUCUAUUGGUCAUAUUGUAGAUAUGAAUGGUCAAGGCAGAAGUUUGAUGCACAACUACUACAAGAAGCUUUGAAGGAUAAAAUUAGACAUGAAGGAACUGUACUUGAAAAAGAGUUAGAAGAAAAAGGAAUUUUAAAGUCAGCU